AUGGAAUUUCUACCAUUUUUGCUAAACAAAUCUCCAAAUCUAGAGACUCUUGUCAUCCAUGGUCAAUUGCACUACGAUGAAGAACAACCUGAAUCUGUUUGCAAAUGCUUGUUGGGAUAUUCUUUCUUAUUGUCGUCUCCUGUAAAGGUCCUACACAUAACCAACUACCGUGGAACAAAUGGGGAGGUGGAGCAAUUGGAGCAUUUUAUUGAGAAACUGGCGUGUCUCAAGUAG
Molecule: messenger RNA, 234 nt
Organism: Eruca vesicaria subsp. sativa (arugula)
Lineage: Eukaryota; Viridiplantae; Streptophyta; Magnoliopsida; Brassicales; Brassicaceae
Source: the annotation of a GenBank genome assembly